AUUUUUUCUCUUUCUAUUUUGCUUUUUUUUUUAUUUUAUAUGGUAUCCAUCGCUUUGAAACCAUCAAAUUUGAUCUCCUUCCAUAUUUCACAAGCUGCGGCUAGUUCAGCACUCCAUUUGCAAGCUGCUUUGAUAAUUUCAUUACCUUCACGAGCAAGAUCGCGCCCUUCGUUACGAGCUUGUACACAGGCUUCUAAAGCCACACGAUUAGCUGCUGCACCAGGUGCAUUUCCCCAAGGAUGUCCUAAAGUUCCUCCACCAAAUUGUAAUACGGAAUCAUCUCCAAAGAUUUCGGUCAGAGCUGGCAUAUGCCAAACAUGAAUACCCCCAGAAGCCACCGGUAUAACACCUGGCAUGGAUACCCAGUCCUGAGUGAAAAAGAUACCGCGAGAACGAUCUUUUUCAAUAAAAUCAUCGCGCAAUAAAUCAACAAAACCUAAAGUUAUUUCGCGUUCCCCUUCUAACUUACCUACUACUGUACCGGAGUGGAUAUGAUCUCCCCCCGACAUACGCAAUGCUUUAGCUAAUACACGGAAAUGCAUACCAUGAUUUUUCUGUCUAUCAAUAACUGCAUGCAUUGCUCGGUGAAUGUGAAGAAGUAGGCCGUUGUCGCGGCAAUAAUGAGACAAAGUAGUAUUUGCGGUGAAUCCUCCUGUUAAGUAGUCAUGCAUUACAAUAGGAACCCCUAAUUCCCUUGCAAAUACAGCUCUCUUAAUCAUUUCUUCGCAUGUACCUGCAGUCGCAUUCAAGUAAUGCCCCUUGAUUUCACCAGUUUCGGCUUGUGCUUUAUAAAUUGCUUCGGCACAAAAGACAAAACGGUCUCUCCAGCGCAUAAAUGGUUGUGAGUUUACGUUUUCAUCAUCUUUGGUAAAAUCAAGUCCACCGCGUAGACACUCAUAACACGCUCUACCGUAAUUUUUUGCGGAUAAUCCCAAUUUUGGUUUAAUAGUACAUCCCAAUAAAGGACGACCGUACUUGUUCAACUUAUCCCUUUCAACUUGGAUACCGUGAGGCGGACCUUGGAAAGUUUUUGAAUAAGCAGGGGGAAUUCGUAGAUCCUCCAAACGUAGAGCGCGUAAGGCUUUGAAACCAAAUACGUUACCCACAAUGGAAGUAAACAUGUUAGUAACAGAACCCUCUUCAAAUAGGUCUAAUGGAUAAGCUACAUAACAGAUAUAUUGAUCUGGGUCCCCAGGAACGGGCUCGAUGUGAUAGCAUCGUCCUUUGUAACGAUCAAGACUGGUAAGUCCAUCAGUCCAAACAGUUGUCCAUGUACCAGUAGAAGAUUCCGCAGCUACUGCAGCUCCUGCUUCUUCAGGCGGAACCCCGAGCUGAGGAGUUACUCGGAAUGCUGCCAAGAUAUCAGUAUCCUUGGUUUCGUACUCCGGGGUGUAGUAAGUCAAUUUAUAAUCCUUAACACCAGCUUUAAAUCCAACACUUGCUUUAGUUUCUGUUUGUGGUGACAUAAGUCCCUCCCUACAACUCAUGAAUUAAGAAUUCUCACAACGACAGGGUCUACUCGAUAUGGAUUAGGCGUAAAUGAAACCUUUGCAAAAAUCUAAAAAAAAAGAUAUUUAAUUAAUAUCAACUCAUUAAAUAAAAAAAGGAGUAUGCUUAAGUUAAUGAAUAUGUUUUUCAUAUAUAAUGUGUACACCCUGUGUACGUUCUAUCCUAUAGGAAUUUUACUAUAGGAAUUCGAUAGGAAGGAAUUCGAUAGGAAUUGAGUUGUUGUUAUGGUAAGUUAACACGGUUCGUUAUUAAACCGUGGAUUUGAUUCACCAAAUCCAUCAUUAUUGUAUACUCUUUGAUAGAUAUAGCGCAACCCAAACCCUAAUCUUUAUUUUACAAUUUUUAAAGUUCUUCCCCUUUGAUAUUUUGAAUCUAAAUACCUAAAUACUAAGAAAAUUCUCUGUUGACAGCAAUCUAUGCUUCACAGUAGUAUAUAUUUUGUAUAUCGAAGUCCUAGAUAGGAAAGUAGAGUAGGCACAGAUCCUUCACAAAAGGCGAAAUUUAUAUGAAAAAAAUGGAUUGAACUUUCCAACGGAUUCAUUCCAUAAGUAAACGAUUGAAUGGGAUUCGCUUGGGCAACGAAAUCAAGUGCGAGUCCCCUUUUCUUUUUUAUUGAAUUAACUAAUUCAUUUCCUUUUGACUUUUGGAUUUUUGGAUAUUUUUUUUGAUUUGGCAUUAUUCAACAAGAAAAAAAAUUUCGACAAAUUCCUUUUUUUUUGAAAAUUAUGUGAUAAUUAUGAGAACCAAUCCUACUACUUCGCGUCCCGGGAUUUCCACAAUUGAAGAAAAAAGCGUAGGGCGUAUUGAUCAAAUUAUUGGACCCGUGCUGGAUAUCACUUUUCCCCCGGGCAAGUUGCCUUAUAUUUAUAAUGCUUUGAUAGUCAAGAGUCGAGACACUGCCGAUAAGCAAAUUAAUGUGACUUGUGAGGUACAACAAUUAUUAGGAAAUAAUCGAGUUAGAGCUGUGGCUAUGAGUGCUACAGAGGGGUUGAUGAGAGGAAUGGAAGUGAUUGACACGGGAACUCCUCUCAGUGUUCCAGUCGGUGGAGCUACUCUCGGACGAAUUUUUAACGUUCUUGGGGAGCCUAUUGACAAUUUGGGUCCUGUGGAUACUAGUGCAACAUUUCCUAUUCAUAGAUCUGCGCCUGCCUUUAUCGAGUUAGAUACGAAAUUAUCUAUCUUUGAAACAGGUAUUAAGGUGGUCGAUCUUUUAGCUCCCUAUCGACGUGGAGGAAAAAUCGGACUGUUUGGGGGGGCAGGAGUAGGUAAAACAGUACUCAUCAUGGAAUUAAUCAAUAACAUUGCUAAAGCUCAUGGAGGCGUAUCCGUAUUUGGCGGAGUAGGGGAACGGACUCGUGAAGGAAAUGAUCUUUAUAUGGAAAUGAAGGAAUCCGGAGUAAUUAAUGAAAAAAAUAUUGAGGAAUCAAAGGUAGCUCUAGUCUAUGGCCAAAUGAAUGAACCGCCGGGAGCUCGUAUGAGAGUUGGUUUAACUGCCCUAACUAUGGCAGAAUAUUUCCGAGAUGUUAAUAAGCAAGACGUGCUUUUAUUCAUCGAUAAUAUCUUUCGUUUUGUUCAA
Zea mays is the source of this 3085-nucleotide messenger RNA. Its product is annotated as ATP synthase subunit beta, chloroplastic-like. Gene Ontology annotation, cellular component: proton-transporting ATP synthase complex; chloroplast thylakoid membrane. The annotation marks the transcript as partial. Gene Ontology annotation, molecular function: ATP binding; proton-transporting ATP synthase activity, rotational mechanism. The transcript has a single exon. The record is from RefSeq and is a predicted model, not a curated record. Lineage: Eukaryota; Viridiplantae; Streptophyta; Magnoliopsida; Poales; Poaceae. Gene Ontology annotation, biological process: proton motive force-driven mitochondrial ATP synthesis; proton transmembrane transport.